AUGGCUACCUCGUACCAAGACCGUUGCGCUCAAAAGCGUGCUGACCAAUUCUCCCUCAUCCUCCCCGAAUGGCGCUUAGAUCCCGUUCCCUCCAUAGAAUCCGCCCCAGACGCUUUGAGAUAUCUGCGUCGCAUUCUCAGUCCAGAGGAACUGGCUCUCACAGAAGAGACCGAUAUCGCCGUCCUUCUCCGCAAGCUUUCAUCCGGAGAACUCUCAUCUCUAAAGCUGACUCAAGUCUUCGCUAAACGUGCCGCCCUCGCCCACCAACUCACAACAUGCUGCACAGAGAUCUUCUUCGAGGAAGCCUUCGCUGUUGCACAGGAACUAGACGACUACCUCGCUAAGACGGGGAAGACUAUCGGUCCUCUCCACGGAUUACCAGUAUCCAUCAAAGAUUUAUUCUCCGUUCAAGGAGUAGACACUUCAAUCGGCUGGGUCGGCCUCACCAACAACCCAGCAAAAGCAGACAAAUCCGUAGCGCGCACACUCCGCCGUCUCGGCGCCGUCCUCUACGUGAAAACAAAUCUGCCCCAAUCAAUGAUGAUGUCUGAUUCUUACAACCAUGUCUUCGGUCAAUGUGUUAACCCCUUCAACCGCGAGCUGAUUUCCGGUGGGAGUUCCGGCGGCGAGGGUUCGCUUAUUGCUGCCCGUGGAAGCGUGCUUGGUAUUGGUACGGAUCUGGGUGGUUCGAUUCGUAUUCCCGCGGCAAUUUGUGGACUUUAUGGGUUAUCGCCUAGUCCGGGAAGACAUCCGUAUGAGCGGGGGAACCCCGGACAAGAUAUUGUGAGAUCCGUUGCUGGGCCCAUGGCCUGUACUAUUGCAACUAUUGAAAGGUAUAUGGAGGUUUUGCCGGAGGCGAAGCCAUGGGAGGUUGAUCAGCAUGUUGCUCCUGUGGCGUGGAGGAGAGAGUUAGCUUCUCCUGGAGCGAAGAGACUAAGAAUUGGAUUUUUGGUUGAUGAUGGUGUUGUUAAGGUUCAGCCACCGAUUGCAAGGGCUAUGCGUGAAGUUAUUGAGGCGCUGAAAGCGGCGGGGCAUGAUGUGUUUGAGUGGGAUGCCUCCUCGCAUAGUUAUGCAUACGAACUCUGGGCAAAGGCCAUCUUCUCUGAUGGCGGCGAGGGCUGUCGGCGACAGAUAGAAAAGACAGGCGAGCCGCUUGUUGAGGGUAUGCUCGUUGGUAAACCCGAGGAUACCUUGACUACCAGUCAAACGCACCAACUUAAUGCGGAUAAAUAUAAUUUCGAAUCGGCAUAUUUGGAUAGAUGGAUAUCCUCCGAUCUCGACGCUUUGAUCAUGCCCAAUACUUCAUGGGUAGGAUACAAGCCGUGGACGUGGGUGAAGUCCAGUGCAUAUGUGGGUUACACGAGUAUCUGGAAUUUACUUGGAUAUGCUGCGUUGGCAGUGCCGGUGACUACUGCUUCAAGGACGAAGGAUGUUCCAGAUGAAGAGUGGCUAGCCCAUGUUCCGAGGAAUGAUGGUGAUAAGUUUAAUAAGGAGCAAUAUGAUAUCAAUCUGGUCGAGGGUAUGCCUGUUGGAAUACAAGUUGUUGGGGGCCGGUUUGGUGAAGAGAAGUGUGUUGCUGUGGCUAAGGCCAUUGAACAGGCUAUGCAGAGGAAGAUUCCCUCGCGGGCAAAUCUUUGA
Molecule: messenger RNA, 1638 nt
Organism: Penicillium verrucosum
Lineage: Eukaryota; Fungi; Ascomycota; Eurotiomycetes; Eurotiales; Aspergillaceae
Exons: 6
Coding region: 1-1638 (545 amino acids)
Source: RefSeq, a predicted model, not a curated record